AUGAGCGUUCACGGUUACUGUCGGCGCUUCGCUAAUCAGCUACUCAAUAGGCAAUCAACUACAGACAUCCAGUUAGCUGCACUUGAAGCACGUCUGUUGGGCGAGUUCAGUCUUGUAUUUCCGUAUGAUUUCAUCGAGGAGCAGGAAAAGCAUGCCUGUGAAAUUCUGCUUAGCGAUGCUUCUGAUGCACAAAAGCAGUUUGCGAUAUUAGUGCUCAGGGAAUUGGUCCUAAACGCACCAACGAGUUUCUUUCAACAGUUUGGGGCAUUCGUAUGCGCUAUUGUGUCUGCCUUUCGGGACAAAAAUGCUGCCACUCGCGAACUAGCCAGUGUAACUCUACGAUCAGCAUUUGAACUAGCAGCUGCACGGGAGCAGCGCAAUCGAUUGGGUGUGCUUGUGAAUAGUGGUAGCGGCUUUGCUGGUGUCGAUACUGUUCGUGGACUGGAGUUCCAGGGAACCACCACAUCUGACUCAACCGAUGCUUUUGGAUUUAGCCGUGCGCAUUGUGGAUCGCACGGUGGUAUCCGAAAUUCAAUAUCUCAUGACACUUCCAUUGCUGGACUGUCUCGCAGUACCACCUCACACUCAUCUUCUCCCAUUGACUGGUAUCGUAACUGUCUGAUUGAAGCAUUUCGUGCCUUUCCUGCACCGGGUACCACUGGCUCCUCAAGUGACCAAAAUAUGAUGGUAAGUGCUGUCUUUAUUAAGGCCAAUACACUUUAUUGUGUAAAGUUACAGUUACAGUUCCCGCAAUUUUGGUAUGAAAUACCGGUUCAUGGUCCCCUCUUUGAAAACAAUCGUUGA
Molecule: messenger RNA, 804 nt
Organism: Echinostoma caproni
Lineage: Eukaryota; Metazoa; Platyhelminthes; Trematoda; Plagiorchiida; Echinostomatidae
Source: the annotation of a GenBank genome assembly